Molecule: messenger RNA, 770 nt
Organism: Owenia fusiformis
Lineage: Eukaryota; Metazoa; Annelida; Polychaeta; Sabellida; Oweniidae
Source: the annotation of a GenBank genome assembly
CCUCAUACAAUGAUGCAAUGCAUUCUGGUUACAUACCUGCAGCACAUCCAACUAAAACCUCAUACAAUGAUGCAAUGCAUUCUGGUAACAUACCUGCAGCACAUCAAACUAAAACCUCAUACAAUGAUGCAAUGCAUUCUGGUUACAUACCUGCAGCACAUCCAACUAAAACCUCAUACAAUGAUGCAAUGCAUUCUGGUAACAUACCUGCAGCACAUCAAACUAAAACCUCAUACAAUGAUGCAAUGCAUUCUGGUUACAUACCUGCAGCACAUCAAACUAAAACCUCAUACAAUGAUGCAAUGCAUUCUGGUUACAUACCUGCAGCACAUCCAACUAAAACCUCAUACAAUGAUGCAAUGCAUUCUGGUAACAUACCUGCAGCACAUCAAACUAAAACCUCAUACAAUGAUGCAAUGCAUUCUGGUUACAUACCUGCAGCACAUCCAACUAAAACCUCAUACAAUGAUGCAAUGCAUUCUGGUAACAUACCUGCAGCACAUCAAACUAAAACCUCAUACAAUGAUGCAAUGCAUUCUGGUUACAUACCUGCAGCACAUCCAACUAACACCACACAAAGCCAGCCAGACCAGGCAUCAUGGGCACUUUUAAUUUUCUGCCAUAGACCUUCUUUACUCUUCUUCACGAGUUGACGAUGUCUCAUACGUUCCCUGGCAAUGUCCCGAAGCCAAUCAAUUGUGUGGAAAUCAUCGUACUGACCAAUACCUGGGGGAAGAUCAUCUUGUGUGUCCAUAAGAUUUGUAGACCCU